UUUUCCGCGGGUUUCUGGCUCCUGUCAGCUCCCUCAGGUGAACAUAUUCGACGACCUUUGAGAUGACUGAAGUGGCUUCAAGCCGCCCUGAGAUGACAGCGCUGGCUCCUCCUCCGGCACCGCUGAGCAACAGUAGGAAUUCUUCUCCUUCCCGCUCACUGUCCAAUAACAGCAGCCCUUCAGGCUCCCGGAGGAAUUUAGCAAAAGAGCGACGGGAUGACGAAGACAAGACACAAGAUAUCUCAGAGGCGCUGCGGGAUAAGGAGCGUCGUACACAGCAGCAGCUGGAUCGCUGCGCCGAGGAGCGAGGGAGGAAGAUGGAGGAGCAGAGGAGGAAGGAGCAGAAGCGCAGGACAGCCGCUGGGGAGAAGAGACGGCAGCAGCAGGAGGCAGAGAAGGAGAGGCUGGAGGCCCUGGUCCGCCGGAGAGCCGGAGGAGCUGAGAGAAGAGGAGGAGGAGGAGGAGGAGGUGGAGGAGGAGGGGGGGAGGCCCGGGACCACCUGGAUAACAGGCCUAAACGCUGGACAUGGGGAGGACCGCCUGAUGGAGUAGAGGGUAACCCUAAGACCCCGCCCUGCAAUGCCAUUGGCUCCGCUCAGCCCAAUGAGCUUCCUGCUGCUUCCAGCGCCAGCCAAUCCCGUAACGUUAGUGACUUCCUGUCUCCACCCGCGAUGGAUCCGCCAAUCAACAAACAGCUCUCCAACUCUUCAGCCGCCCUUCAUUCACCAGAGAGAGAGUCUCCGGGCACGCCCACAGGCAGGAGUGUUGGUGGGACGACGGAUGCCGAGGAGGCGUCCAGACUGCUGGCAGAGAGACGACGUCUGGCCCGAAUACAGAAAGAGCAGGAUGAGAGACAACGGCAGGAGGAGGAGAGGCUGAGGGCCGAGGAGGAGCAGAGGAGGCAGCAGGAGGCGAGAGAGAGGCAGGAGAGAGCUGCACAGCAGGCCGAGGAGGAGAGAGUGAGGCGGGAGGAAGACAGGAGGAACAAGGAGGACGAGGAGAGACGACAGAAGGAGCAGAGAUGGAAGGACAUGCAGGAGCAGCUGGACAGAGAGAGGGAGGAGGCCUUCCUGCGAGCCCAGAAAGAGGCAGAGAGGAAGAGGCAGGAGAGGGAGCUGCUGCACAUCCAGGAGGAGCAGGAGAGACUCCAGAGGAAGAAGAGAAUUGAGGAGAUCAUGAAGAGAACACGGAAGAGUGAAGUGGAGCCUCUGUCUGGUGCUGCAGUGUCUGACAUGAUGCCAGAGGCUGCGGUCCCCUCGGAGGAGGACGCCCCAACUCCGGCUGAAGCCUCCGUCAUCACACUCGGACCCCUGGAGAAUAAGAGCUGCAUGGACGAGCUGUCUGACGGAGUCCAGUCCAUGGAUGUCAGUUCUCCAUCUGUCUCCAUCAGUCCAGUGUCCAGGGAGGAGCAGGCGAGUGCUCAUGAGUUUUCACCGGUCACAGAGGGGUCAGACGGCUGCCCCCUGGAGCACCUGAUGGACCUUGACGCCCACGGACGAGGACAGCGUCAGGGUGCGGAAACGUCCCCUUACCCCAAAUUGCAGGCCAGCAGCGGGGUCGGAGACCUCAACAAGAACCUGCUGAUUCAAGCGUACAGUGCCGCCUCUGAAACCUCCCAGCUCAUCCACAGCAUCGGCCCGAGCAAACUGGACGUCCAGUAGCCAGGACCUUCUUCAGGAGCUGGCAGGUUCGGUAGAAACAGGAGCCAGGAGAAACAGACCAAGAGACCAUCACCUCUGUCUGCAACAACAACAACAACAACAACAACAAUCAUCAAUUCCACAAGGAGCAAAUGCUGAACAACUAAUUCACAUCUGUAUUACCAAACCUCGCAAACUCCUAACAGUAAAGCUUCUGGACACACUUUGAGGCAGUGCAAGUGGGCAAUUCUGACUCUCACACAACAAAAUCCUGCAAAUAAUGUAUAAAAGUAUAUUUAUGACAUGA
Molecule: messenger RNA, 1947 nt
Organism: Morone saxatilis (striped sea-bass)
Lineage: Eukaryota; Metazoa; Chordata; Actinopteri; Moronidae
Gene: map7d2b
Product: MAP7 domain containing 2b
Biological process (GO): microtubule cytoskeleton organization
Cellular component (GO): microtubule cytoskeleton
Source: RefSeq, a predicted model, not a curated record